AUGGAAGAAGCAGAUGGAGUGGAAAGCAGGUUUGAAUAUUGCAUGGAACAUGAUCUGGGGGUGAGUGAGGAGGAGGAGAGAAACUUCACAGCUCUUUUGACAGAGGAAUUAAAGCAAAUGGAAGGUGAAACAGUGGAAAACCAGAGAAGAGCAGACAUGCAACUGCUUGAGGCAAAAAAGAUGGUGUCCCAAUAUCAAAAGGAGGCAGACAAAUGUACAUCAGGUAUGGGAACUUGUGAAGAAGCUAGAGAGAAGGCUGAAAUUGCUUUAGAAGCACAGAGACAAAUCACUUCUAUGUGGGAGCUCAGAGCGCGCCAUCAAGGAUGGAAACAGGAACUUGUUUGA
Molecule: messenger RNA, 345 nt
Organism: Solanum tuberosum (potato)
Lineage: Eukaryota; Viridiplantae; Streptophyta; Magnoliopsida; Solanales; Solanaceae
Exons: 3
Coding region: 1-345 (114 amino acids)
Source: RefSeq, a predicted model, not a curated record